Entrophospora sp. SA101 is the source of this 1656-nucleotide messenger RNA. Lineage: Eukaryota; Fungi; Glomeromycota; Glomeromycetes; Entrophosporales; Entrophosporaceae. The record is from the annotation of a GenBank genome assembly.
AUGUUGUUCAAUACAAUCAGAUUAUCUUAUUUACCCCCACAAAGAUUACGUCUCAUCUUAGCAAUCAAUAAUGAUAUUAGAGAUGAUAAAAAUAAUCCAGAAUACUUAAUAGCAAAACAAAAAUUUGACGAAUCUACUGAAUGCUGGAUUUGUAAAAAGCCAUUAGAUGUUUGUGAAUCAGUUGGUCGAUCUGUCAAUGCUCAUCAGAUAACAGUUAUUGCAGAAACAUUUGAGCGAUAUAAAAUGAUGAAGGUGGGUCAAAUGAAAUACAUUGAUAGUAUGCAGUUUAUGAAUUCAAGCUUGGCCAAACUUGCAGAUAAUUUAGGUGCUGUCAAAUGCAAGGAUACAGACUGCAAUCAUUACCAUAGAAUAGAUAAAGACCGAUGCAUUGGAACUUUGGCGAAUCAUAAAAUUACUAAACAAUAUUAUGAAAAAAUAGGAUAUUCACCAGAGCAAAUAGCAUUGGUAUGUAGUAAAGGAGAACUUCCAUAUGAUUAUAUCGAUUCUGAUGAUAGAUUCAAUGAAACUGAGCUUCCUCCAAUUGAGGCAUUUGCAGUUUUAAAUAAUAGAAAAGACUUGCAAAAGAGAUAUCUUAAAAUGAUUUUAAAUACUAAAGCUGAUUCCCCACGAGGGUAUUUCCUAAAUAUUAAGGCACAUUUUCCUAGCAAGUUACAUGAUUAUCUCAAUGACUUACCGCCUGCAGUUGAGAAUGUUGCAAUAAAAAAGAACCAGCUUAGUCCUUAUAAUAAUAAGAUAGUAGAAGAUUUGGAUGGAGGGCGAUUCUCUGAGAUAAAGAAACUAGUCACACAUCUUGUAUCCAAACCAUCUUUCAAGUAUGCUAGACAAUUAUCCAAUACUCUUAUUGGUGCUCAUAUGGGACAGGCAUCUGUAGUUCUCAAUAAACCGAUUAUUGUUGGUGCAUCAGUCUUAGGACUUAGUAAGUUACUAAUGUAUCGAUUCUGGUAUGGAUAUGUGAAAGAAAAAUAUGGUGAUAAAGCCAAGCUUGGUUAUAUGGAUACUGAUGGAAUGAUAUUUCAAACUGAGACUGAAGAUAUCUAUAAGGAUAUGGCAGAAAGACCUGAUAUUUUCGAUCUUACUGAUUCCAAAACUAUUGGUCUAUUCAAGGAUGAGUGUCCAGGUAAAAUAAUAACUGAAUCUAUCCAUAUUCGAGCCAAAACAUAUCACUAUGUUAUAUCAGACAAAUCUACCAAAUCAAAACAUAAAGGUGUUAGUAAAGGAGGUAUGAAUGAUUUAGCAAUCAAUGUUAAUACUAAUACAUAUGAUCAAAAAUUAGGUGGGACUUUGUUAGAUGAUCCAGUUCCUGAAAGUAGAAUAGUAGAUCCUAUGACUUUGAUAUAUCGAGAUUGUCUCUUUGAAAAUGAAGUAUUCCAUGCAAAGAAUAUCGGAUUUCGAUCUAAGAAUCAUGUAUUAUCAUUGGUUGAAUCUGAGAAAAAGGCUCUAUGUCCUCUUAAUUCAAAGAACUGGGUAUUAUCGGAUGGAAUCACACCUUGGGCAUAUGGUCAUUGGAGAAUUGAUGCUUAUAAAAGUAUGGUUAAAGCUGGUAUAUCUCCGGAGAUGGCCGAAAAAAGAGCAAUAGUAGCUCAGCAUCAUCCAACAUUAGAAAACAAGUAUAUGGUAAAUCCAAAACUAUUAUAG